GUGAAAUUCAAGAUGGCGGCGUUCCGGCGGUAAGUUGCUUUUCUGACCGAUCUUGAUUCACACGGGUCAUCUAAGAAAAAAUUAGCAAAUCCCUGAAGAAAAGAAAAUUUGGAUGUAUGGUUUCUCUUUUGGUGUAUGAAUCUGGUCCAUUUUUUGGCAUUCAAAUCUCACCGUCUUUUCACCAUGCGCAUCUCUCGAAUUCUCGUUCAAAGUGUAUUUUUUAACAUUUGUUGCGGAGGUCUCACAUAUCUUCCUAAACUCUAAAAGUCUGGGAUUUAUACUUUUUGUAGCCUGAAUCUUGGUCAUAAGGUAGCCGGAGUCACUUGAGUCAUUGUUGUGUGCAACGAAAGUCUGUUUGAUCGCUGUCGUUUUCUGAGAAGGCGAUGUACGUGGAAGCUGCCCUCUCGCAAGAAAGAAUGUUAAAGAGAAUGUUGUUAUUCUAGUCUUUGAUUGACGGGGUUUUUCUUAUAUGGGAAUCUCUUUUAUUUCCUGUUGUUUUGAUGUGUUUGCUACCUGGUGACGUGGUCUAAUAAAACCGUGUUCAGGUGUAGAGUAAUUUCUUUCAGUGAUAGGUAUCUUUGGAACCACUUUACAAGAGCUCAUUUCAAAACAAGGUUACAGUGUAGGGGUGACAAAAUUAAUUUUUAAAAUAAAACUACUGGGACUGGCACAAGGUGUUUCUAUGUUUUAGGGAGAUGUUUGGAAUCAUGAUCAAAUUAGACAGUAUCUAGUUGGUUGCAUGAACUAAACUUGAAAAUGAAGUAAUGAAAGUAGUGCCCACUGUUAGUCUUUGAGAAAUCUAAUAAUUCAAGUGUUUCGAUAAAAGCUGGUUAGUGGAAGUCUACCACCUCCUGUAAGACCUCUCACUGCUGUCUGUUUAGGCUGCAAGUAGGCUCUCACAUUUGGGUUUUGUGAUACUGCCCCUUUUCUGGGCACAGUAGCCUCUUACACCAUUGGCAGCUGCUUAUAGAAAAGAUAUUUAAACCCCAGGAAUUACUCUUUACAAGCUAUUAUUGAUCACUUUUGUUGUAACUGUGCAGAAAACUAAUAAUAUGAUAUAUAUAUACAUAACCUUGUUUCUCAAUGAUCUUUUAUUUUAUUUUAUAGUCCAAGAAAAAGUAAAUGGGAUGUACCUUCUGCCAAGGGAGAGGGCAGUAAUGGAAAUGGAAACAUGUCAGCUACUGAUGCUGCAAAAGAGAGGGCUGCAAAAUUGAAUGCAAUGUUGGCUGCUCAAGGGAAGCUUGCCAAAAGCAAUCCACCUCCAGUUGUGGUAAAGCAUUUGUUUGUUUUACAAGAAGUCUGUACAGUAUAAUUGUUUUAAUGCAGGGAAAAAUAAAGAACCUCUAAAGGUGUGGGAAAUUUGCUGAGGGUCAGUGGAAACUAUUAAUUUUUUUUAUAAAAGUGAGGGGAUUUUGUUAUUUGAGUUACCACCUAGGUUCAAUCCACAGAAGUUGGAACAAUUUAAAAGACUUAAGACCUCUUAGUGUAGUUUGUAAUUGCCCCUUCACCAUGUUUGCUUUGGUUGAUUGGUAAGUAUUUAUUUGAAAGUGUGAGUUGACAGUGUCAGUUUAUAGUACUUUAUUCUUAUUAUUACACUGUGUACUGUUUUUAUGUUAAGGGCCGUCCAUCACCAGCAGCAAAAGUGACUCCCCCUCCAUCAGUAACUGUUAACAAUGGUGCCACCAGUUUUAGUCAAGAUCUUAUUACCGCUGAAGUGGAGAUAAAUGAUUCUGCAGCCCGGUAUGGAAAAGAUAACAGAUAUGCAACCAUUUUGAGUGAUAUACCAUGAAACAUCCUUUAAGUCUUGUUUUUUCUUGAAACUUUGGGCUCAUGUGUAUGCUUAGAAAUUACAAGUGAUGAAUACAACAUGUAAAGAUAUUUUUUGAGUUGAUCAAUAUUUUAAGUAUAUGCUAUCAACAAGAGCAUUUCUUUUCAACUCCCAGUAAACCAGUUGGGUAAAUUAUUCAACAUGUCAGUGUAGUGUUUUUCAAGUAAUGAUAAGUCUACCGUGUUUUCAUUAUUUUUUCCAAAUUUUUUCAUAUUUGAUAGAAGGUUAGAUGAUCUUAUUCAUCCUGUGAAUGGCUGAAAUCAAGUGUAUAACAAUUAUUACUUUAUGGGGCGUGAAAUUGUGCCUAAUACAGGCGCCAAUACCACUAAAUUUUAUCCUUUGGGGACCAAAUCCUGAAAAUUAGUUGCCAAAUUGGUGACUAGAAUGCUUCAUCAUAACCUUACCUAGAGAUAUAGUGAGUUAAAAAGAUUUGCAAAGAUCAAAGAUAAAUCCACAGCAAACUUCCUUGUUAAGUUUGUUUCGAAAAUGCAGCACGUGCAUCUCGAUCGAUGACUAGAUGCCAUCUUGGAUUUAGGUGAACUUGAAGGUUGAAUAUCAUCCAUCCUAGGGUCCACUUUGUGGCAUGUAAAGCCAAGUGGCUAUCAGAAAAAAAAAUUAAUUUCAUGCCCUGCUUUAUGUAUUUUGCAUUCCAUGCUUUGGUAUUUGUGCUUCUUUUCAUGUUUUAUCAUCCUUAUGUCUACAUGUGUUGAUUUAUUUUUAUAUUUGUUUUUUGACUUGUCAGCACUCUCCUCUGUAAAGGCACGACACAAGAUGAGGUAGAAAUCUAUUAUUUUUGUUUCAAAUCAUUAAAGUUAAUUUUUCUGGUACUAGAAACUUGCAGUGCUGAAUGUACUAAGUACAUGCACACCACAGAGAAGCCCUUGCUUUUCCUGUUCCCAUUGGCCAGAGAGGUUUAUGUUUCAGAAAAUAACAACAAAAUGGGACACCCAAUUUAUGUUUGAUACCCUCUUCAAAGAAGAAGAAAUCAGUUGAUAAAAAUCAGCUUAGUUUUUAUCCACUAAUCAAGAAUGAAAAGUUGCAGGGUACAAACUACGAAUGUAAUGAAAACUUUGAAUCAUAAAUUUAACUGUUUAACUCUCAGUUGUGAUUAACAUGUAAAUUCUCCUUAAAUGAUCCAUGCAUUUAUCAAGCAAACGAGUAAUGAGUAUACUCAAACUAUUCACCGAGGUGAAUUACGGUCAACUCGCCGACGGACCAACUCGCCGACGCCAACUCGCCGACGUAUAAAAUCGAGUAGAGACGUUGGCGAGUUGGUCCUUAAUCCAAUACAACUUAUUAGAAGUUAAACAUACAGAAAAGUAAACGAUAUUUAGUAAAAAAACACUGGUGAACAUUGGUAAACAUCAAACAGAAGCUUAAACAUUGGUGAACAUCACCAAUGACUUUAACAGCUUACAGCUUAUGUUUAACUUCUAAUAAGUUGUAUUGGAUUGAGGACCAACUCGCCAAUGUCUCUACUCGAUUUUAUAUGUCGGCGAGUUGGCAUCGGCGAGUUGACUGGAUACCACCGAGGUAGAAGUUCUCUUGAUCUAUCACCAAAUUCUCAUAACUUACUUACAAGGGGAGAAUCAUCUAAAAGAUCUUGGGAGUUCAAGGGUUACUAGUGCUCAACCCUUUAACUCCCAAGAUCUCAUUAGUAAUUCUCCUUACUGUCUGACAUACAGUUCUUGUGAUGUUGAUUUGGAGAAUUUGGUAUUGGAUCGACUUAUAAUCGCCUAAUUGAUAUUUUCUUUAUUCUCAUCACUUAUCUGCUUGAUAUUGUAUUGAUAUUGUUUGGAGAAAUUCUGUCUUGGUCACUCAUGGGAGUUAAAGGGUUAAGAUAGUGAUUAUUAUUAUAACACUAUGCCUAGAAUUAGCAUAUGUUACAUUUGGUAUUAAAGGUCCUAAUCAGUAUUAAACUUUCAAUGUUACAUUUAAUUUCAGAUCAAUCGUUACAGUGGAGCUGCUGUCUCCACCAGAGGAAAGUUUAUGUCUGAAAAUGAAAAGAGGGAGGCAGAAGGAACAGGGUAAAUAUACCAGUUUCAUGUAGAUUACAACUUCUUUCAAUAGUGCUGAGACAUUUUCAAUAGAAGUGAGGCAGGUAAAGGUAAAGUCUGUUUGAGAGCCAAGUGGCCCAUACAGCUAGAGUUUAUCCUGGUUUUCUUAGCAUGAUGGGACUAGGAGCAUUUUAAAUCCUCCCUGGAAGGGAGGCAGUUUAUCACACAACUACCUCCAACAUUUCAUCAGGCUUCCCUGACAAUUCACUGACUCCCAUUUAUACUCCUGGGAGGAGAGGGGUACUGUGUUGCCCAAGAGCACAACACAAUGGCCUGGCCCAUACCUCUCAACCCAAAGUCCAGCGCACCAACCAUUAGGUCUCCAUGUUUCUAAGUGAGGCAGGCAGUCUUCAAAUAAUAAGUGUUUACUACUGUUUCUGUUGUCUAUUGUAACCCCUUUGUCUGCUUAAAAAUGAAGUAGUCCUUAAAUUUGAAACCAAUGUUCGUGUGUUUCCACCUUCUUAGAAUCACUGACAUUUCCUAACCAUGUCACUUCUGUUUUUUUCAGAGUAAAACCACUGUACCUAUGUGUUCAGGGACUCACACAAGAAAAAGUUGAUUGUAAGUUGAACACAGGAAAGAUCAUACCUGCACAGAAUAAUUUUCACUCUUGGUUUGUCUGAUCUGGUAUAAUAAACAUGUUGAAUAUUUCUCUAGUGGCUGUGAAACGGAUUCGAGAGAUAAUGGCUGGUGCAGACGUCAAUGUUCUCCCACCCUCUCAGCCUCAGAAGAUGCCUGUGACAUCACCUGCAGCCACACCUGCUUUCAACCAACCUUCACCAAUGUUUGACAGACAGCCAUUACCUCCCGGGGUAAGAGGAAUGACUAUGAAUAUUGAUACAAUUCAUGAAAUUGUAUAGAGUAAAGUAUAGAGAAUAUACAUCCUGCUGCAAGACUGGGGAGGGUGAAGCUUAAGCUAAGAAAUGGAAAUUUAAUGGUCAGCAUAAAAUGAGGCAGUGACCUAAAGCUAAAGGUCAAGAUGAGAUAAAACUGCAGUGUGUCUGAUGUAACUAUUAGUAAGUAACUUAUUUAUUCAUUCUAGUUGUGUCAAAUGGUAUAAUCUUUGUAAGUGAAAGUAAACUUGCUAGAAAAAAAUACUCACACAGAUAGGGUAGAAAAGGUUGUGGUUAUUCAUCAUGGUGAAUAAUAAUAAAAGCUAGGUUUUUUUGUUUGUCUCACGAUGUAGUUACGUGUGAUGUAGAUCCUUCACACAUGACUACAUUGUGAGACAAACAAAAAAACUUAGCUUUUACAGAUAGGAUACUAAGUCUUUUGUACUAAACUGCCCUUUCUUAGUUCUUCAAAGGGCAUAUACCGCUCUCCAACUGAUGAAUCACUAUCCAGCAGAUAAGUGUUAGCUGAACGUACUGCACUAUCCUUCGGACAGAGAUUUAUUCAGUGGAGUGAGUUGUUCACCCUUUGAACAAUGGGGGCCAGGUUGUGUUACAGCUGUAAUGUUUUUAUCAUCUACAGAAUCAUUCGAGUUUCUUUUUAUCACAGAUGCACUAUGUUCAAGACAAAGUAUUUGUUGGUCUGGAUAAUUCUUUACCUGAGUUUAAUGUUAAAGAGAAGUUACAAGGACCAGGGGUAUGAAGCAGACAAUUGUGUGUCAACUAGUUAUUAUAUGUUUACAAUUCAUGUUUAUUUUUAGUCUGGAGAAAGUCUUGAAUUUAAUUUUAGCAUACAAAAAUGUGUCCAAGCAUGUGAAUGUGGUAGCUGUAAUGUCAUAAUCACCUCAUGUACCAGAUGGUCAGUCUUUGUUUAGUAAAGAUUUCACAGUGACAUUCAAAAUCAUUUGACAGUGGACUAUUUUUUAUUGUAUUUCAGGGGUCAUAUUUUCAGCAUAUCACUAUGCAAACAGGAGCAAAGGUAAGGGAACACUGAAUUCUUGUUUAAGAUCUUAGAGGAUAGGAUGAGAUUUUCAUUAUUUGUGAGAUAGCAGCUACUUAAUAUCUGUCAAGAUAAAAAACCAAAAAACACCAAAGAGAGGAAUCAAAGUAUAAAAGAACAAAAAAACAGAACAGUAAGAGCCUUGGUUUUCUAUUAUUCAAGAAGACCACCAAACAUCAUUAAUUUGAUGAGAUGUGGUCAGUGAAGUUAUAAUAUUUAUUUUCUGUUCUACGAGGUUCAACUUCGUGGUCGGGGAUCAGGCUAUAUUGAACCUACAUCUGGAAAAGAAGCAUUUGAAGCACUUUACAUCUAUAUAAGGUGAGCAUUAAUUUUUUUUUAUUGGGGCAUUUGACUCCUGAAGACAAAUGAAAGGUGAAGGGCAUCCUGCAAGUUUUUACCAAAAUUCUUGCUGUUCCUCAUGAUAACUAGAUUUAAUUUUAUAAAUGAAAUACAUGCCGCUAAACUCCAAGAUUAAUUUCUUGAAUUAAUAGCACAGAGGACAAAGGGUAUACACCAUUUAGAUAUUUAAUCAUAUUUAUGCCAUGACCAAUUGAUGUGGAGAAACAAAAACUGAGUGUAUGUUUUUCUGAUUGCAUCAUCAACUAGCUAGAAAGAUGUAGAGUUUUAUAUGAAUGUGAAAUCGCAUUAUUCAUGUUCAUUCUACAACUUAAUUAAGUUACUGCACCAAAACGGUUUUGAUAAAUAAAUGUAUCUUUAUUUUCCAUCUCUCUCAAUGUGUCUGCACUCAUAGUCAUGGUAGAGUUGAUGGUUUAACAGCAGCAAAGACAUUAGUGGAAAAUCUCAUACAAACAGUAAGUUCCUAGUUGUGUUUUUUGGUUUGUAGCACAAGAAGCAAAGAAAUAAUCUGCUCAAUUGAUUUAGUAAAUAAAGAAAACAGAAUACAGCAUGGAGUGAAAAAAAGUCAAGGUUGAUGAUGAAUUAACUCAAGGUUUUUUCUGGUUCUGUUUCUUUGAAAAACUACAGUACUGUAAUUGUUUUCUUAGUGACAAUGAUAUUUAAUUCAAGGAAGGAGUUUGGGGGCUUUAGCCAACUCUAUUUAAGCGCAAAACUAACAAAUUAUUUUUAACUAGGAUUACCAAUAGUUAUGAGUUUAGAUAUUGACUGUUUGGUACACAUUAUAAUUCCUUAAUAACUACCUUAUGAUUCAUGUCACAGCACCCUAUUUCUGGUGUUCAACUAAUGCAUUUUGACCACAUCAAGUAGGAAUAAAUGUCUUAUCCUGUGAUUAACAGUGAUACGUAAUGGAAUGAUAUUCUCUAUUUAGAGAUCAUAUAAAUUGUUUCUUAGGUUCAUACAGAAUACAAAGCAUAUGAGCAAACAAGAAGAUCACAUUAUGGGUAUUCACCAUAUAUGAAUGGUUAGUGAUUGGAUUGCAAGUUAAUAAACCAUAGCACUUUAGCUGAAUACAAAAGAGGAAUGCCAAAGGCAUUUGGCAUUUCAUCUUUGGACUAGGCAAAUGGUGUUUACUUGUAAAAUGAUAACAAGUAUGAAUAGUGAAUGAUGACUACACGUGCACCUUCUUAAAACAGAAUCAGUUCAACUUAUGUUGUGUGGUAUGCACAAAUUAAUGUAGAGUCUGGAAUGAAUGCAAACUCUGUGGAAUAAGCAUUUGUCAGAAUUCAAACCCUACAGUUCAUGCACAAUCUACUUGCACUAAAACAGUCUUUCUGUGGGCCCAGUUCUAUAGGUACUGUAGUACUUACACAUUCUUGAACAGGGGUUUCCAUAAAAGCUGGUUUCUGACGGUCUACCGCCACAUAUAAGAUCUCUUACCAGUUCGUCUGUUAAGCCUGUGAUCAGACUCUCAUGUUUGGGUUUUGCCUUAUAGCCUCCGUUUUCAGGCAUGACCACUUUUUCCUGGGUAUGGGAAAAAGUUAUUGAAACCCCAGCUUGAUUCAUACACUGUUUUGAAAUAUUGCUGUUUGGUACUUGGUUAACUUGGGAUAUGCUCAAUUUAUUUUUCAAUGGAGGGUUAAGAAAGGGGAUGGUGGUUUAGAUUUGCCAUCUGCUGAUAUUGCCCUCCAAUAUUAAGCUGUCAAGUUGAUCAUGUGCCACAGGAUCAGGUAUUGUGGCACCUACUUACACUGACCACAAUUAUUCUUAUUACAAGUUCUUCAUCCUUCAAGUUUUAGUCAAUAUUGAAUUUGAAAGUGAUCUUCACAGUAAUGAACACUACAGUGUAUGUAAGCAGUAGUUAAAAUAAGGCCUGUACAGAAUUUGAACCCAUGACCUCUGUGAUACUGGUGCAAUGCUCUACCAACUGAGCUAACAUGCCAACUGGGUGCUGCUCAUUAUGUUGGUUUGUGAUAAACCUGUGAAGUGAUGAAUGACUGUAAAUAUAUGAAAAAUUAGUCAGUAUUGUUUGUUAUAAUUUUAAACAGGGCACAUAUCGAUUUUUUUUGCUUUUGACUUAUUUUAAAUGUGUCUUUGAAGUCAAAAAUAUCUAUUUGUCAUUCAAACAGCUGGAAACCAAAACAAUAUUGGUCAGACACCUUCAGGAUAUCAGGUUAGUAAAAAGAAAAUCAGUUGUAACUGGCUUGAAUACAAAUUUGUGUGGUAACUUUUUGUUUAACAAUACAGACUUUAUUGACAUUUACACUGUACAUGUGUGUUGUUUCUGAGUGAUUGGCAUUCCUGGACUGGUGGCUGAGAGGAAAUUCCGACUAUGUUCCAAUGCAUUGGAGUUUGAUAAAUUAUUAGUUUGAUAAAUUGCUGUACGUUUCUCUUGUGAACCCAUCAGUUACAGUUUGAUGUGUUGUUUUUUUGUACAGCCUGGGCCAUAUGGAUAUCCAAGACCACCACAACCUCCAGCUAAUGGCUACCCACAAUCUGUCCAGCCUCCCCCAGCAUCAGGAUACCUGUACAGCAAUCCUUAUCAUGUUCCACCGAUGCAGGUAUUUCCUGAGCGAUUUCAAGUAGCAGGGUAACAUUUCAUUAACACUUUAAACCCAGAGAGCAAUAAGCAUUUAAUUUCUCCCAUAAGUAAAACCUUUGAGUCAAACAUUUAGGCCUUAAGAUUAAAGAAAUGAGAACAAACUUGAGAAGCUUGUGAUCUGUAGACAACCUCUCCUUAAAAGCACCAUAGGAAAUGUAUGGAAAACAGUAUGGAGAACUUGCGCACUGAUGUUUGGGUUUGAAGGGUUGAAGUGUUACUACUGUUCAGCUGGUUAUGGAAGUGCAAGCAAUUUCUCCUUACUCUUUGUACCAGUGUUUUAGUGUCUGAUUUCCAUUUGUAUUUAUAUGCUGUAGCCAGAUUUCUGAGUUACAUUUAUGUUAAAUUUAAUAACAUUACCAUUCUCUUUACAGCCUCCACCCUCAACAAUGCACCAUGGUGCUCCACCUCCUGGCCCUCCUCGAUAUGGGCCCCCUCCAACCCCAGGUAGGUGCCAGCUGUUGUGAAGUUGAGUAAAAAUAACACACCAGACCAAAGGCUUAGAAUCAAAUUUAAAUCUUGAUCACUCAGAUUAGAAGCUGCCCUUAGUAUACAGGUCAGGUUUGAAAGGAGAUAAAGUUCAUUCUGUAGUCUUGAAGUUUUGAGUGCCUAGUAAAGUCAACAGUGUAAUAGCAAUCUAUCUGGUAUUCACAACGUGCAGGAGAGCAAAGUUCACCCACACAUACACCAUGAGUUGGUAUUCUCCUUCCAUUUAUACGGAAAUAAGCCAGUUUUUUUUUAAUUUUACGUAGCCUUGAUACAAACAAAAUACAUGUUGAUGGAAAGCACUUGAUUGCAACAUAACCCAUGCAAUGCAUUACAUAAGUGUCAUUAUAUUUGAUGCUUUUUUCUGUGAAAUUUCAUUGGCUCUAAGCCUACCACUCAAUCUGCAAAUAACUGCCAACAAAUAGCAUGUAUAUAGACUAUCUGGGUUCUGCUGCAAAUGAUAUUCUUCACAAGGAUAUUCUGUUCCAUUGAAAAUAAGAGAUCUAGCCGCCCUAUGCAGCCACAAUCACUAUGUCAAAGCAAACGCUGUAAUCUUAUUAUUGAUGAUGCUAAAAGUAUUGAACUUAGGUAGAUCAACAUGUUCUUAUUUGACAAUGUUACACUGAUCAAUUAACUACCUGCUUAGCACUUACAAAUCACAAGAUUUUGCUCAACCUUGUUUAUUUAAAAUCGUUGAUGAUAAUUGAUUCCAUUGUUUAUGAUUAUUUAGUAUCUGGUUAUGGCAAUCGUGGACCACCUAAUAACUUACCCCCAAGGGGACCUGCACCAUAUCCUGGCUUUUCUCCUGUCCCUCCUCCCCUUGGAGCACCUCCAGUUGGACCAUCACCAUAUGGGCCUCAGCCAGAGGCCCCUUUUCAGCACCCAACUCAUGAUCCUGUUCAGGUUCGUAUUUGAGUUAUAAAUUUUCUCCACUUGUGGUAUUUUUCUACUUAGAUAUCAGAGGUUAUCCUGGAAUGUUGUGAUCUUAAUCCGAAUUCAAUACGUCGUGAGACAUUCAAGGAGAUACGCUUAAUCGUGUUUAUACAAAAGGGAAAAGGGGAGUAUAUCCCAUAGAACAGGCUAUGGGUGAAUUGAAGUUCGAUUUGAAGUACAUUUUGGACUGUGGUUGAUUCUCAGCUCCCUCCGAUGGCCUCCCGACACUGUAUACAGCUGUUUCGAGACAAUCUCAAAAGGCAAUCUGGGUAACCGGUAAUCAAUGAAUUUUAAUAGGUCAAAUAACUAAAUAAAUUCAUCAAACUAACGUCUACCCUUUUCUCAAAUUUUUUUGAAAUCCUGAGGUCAAGGAACCGUAACCUGAAUACCUCCCAAAAUACCUUUCGGAUUGUCACGUGCACUUGUACGCUUUUUUUUCCGAUAACAUUUCUCGAAACAGCUCUCUAUCUGUACUCUCACGUUAUAUACUCCUGUUAACUGUAGAGUGAAAAGCCAACCGUGAAAAUCCAAUGAAAUGAGUUAACUUGGCGUUUCCGUUGCGCCAAGUAUUAUCAUUCUAACCAUUUUGUACAAUUUUUCUCUCUAGCUUCUUUCAAGAGAAAACGAAUAUCAACCUGGAGAACCAACCUCAUCAUCUGAAGGGUAUCAUUAGUUUCCAAUUAACCUAUUUCAUUAAUUGACCGUUACGGCCCCUCGGGCAAUCCCAUAGAAAACCAUAGUGAAAGCUAACAUGUGUAGGGCCGAAUGGGUUGACGGUCCGUGAAAAGCCGUCCGGUCUUGCGCUCACAUGGCUUUGUUGCAAAAACUUAAAGGAAAGAAAGGGGUGGAAAAAGGUUGCGUUUUUCAAUAAAUUGUGAGUUUCUUGUUCUGACUCGAAAAAACAAAGGAAUACUUUGAUUGCAGAAUCUAUUGCGUCCUGUUUUUAGGUGGAGACAAAUUUUCGAGAUUUUCAACAUUUAGUGUUUAUAGGGUUAAGUGCUUAUUGACUAAAUGUAGUCGGGCCGGAUGGGAAAAUAUUAUUUGGCUCUCAAUCAUGAAGUACGGACCUUGCUGCGCUCGGUCUGUACGUCAGGACCUCGAGCCAAAUAUCUUCUCGUUCGGCCCGCCUAACUUAAUACGAGUUGUAGUAAGCUGCGCGAGGAUUUUUUUGAUUAACAUCUAUUCACCGAAGUAGAGGUGACGAGGUAAGUAUCCACCACUUUCACCGACACUGAGGCGAAUAAAUGUUUUAGUAUAUACCACAGAGAAACCAAAAAAUUAGUUUGUUUCAUUCAAUAUAUCGAAAAAAUGGUCGGAAAUUAGCGUCAACCUAACUAAAUCAAGCGCUUUGAGCAUAUUUCUCGUUGUUUAAGCUCUGUGAGGGCAGCUAGCUUUUAAGAGAAAUUUGAUUUUAUCUACGACAAGUCUGAACCGAUAAGAUUAUUAAAAUACCAGUCUUUGAACCGAACUGAAAAUUGAACCUGAUAGGGAAGCUUAUGACUAACUUCUGAAGGGAGUCGCAACUGAUGUUAAUCAUAAGAUUUUAAAAAUACAACAGAACAGCUCUUCCUCCCUAAGAUUCACUUCCCAUGCAUAGUGUUACCUUGCACUACAAGCAUUCCUCCCGCUUGUUCUUCGCCUUACUUUACCAUCUCCUUUCCAAUUGCAGAGACCGAGAGAAAUAUCAAAGAGAAACAGUACAGCCCCCUGAUCCACCCAAGAGAAAGUUCAAAGAGAAGGUAAGUCACCUAAAUCAUGAAAGGGGGUAAGUUUCGAAAUACUGUUAACUAUGGUGCUGCGUCGGUGGGGGAGUGAAACAAAAUAAUUUGGUUUUGUCAGUUGAGUUGAUCAUGAAAAUCGGCCAUCAUAAAGAGUUUCACAGCUAACGUUUCGAGCGUUAGCCCUACCUUAGAGCUAAGUCAUUUUAGGAGAUGCACCUUUUUCGUUUAUAUGCUCAUGCACAGAAUGUAAGGUGCCUUUUUGGAGUGCAUUGCAUCAUGUUAAUGUUGCUGUUGUUAGCAAUAACUCUUUGUUUAGCCGUUUGCUAUGUUGAUAGUAGAGAGAUAGAUUUUGUCUUACCUACGAAGUUGUCUUAUAAAGUUGCUAACAAUUUGUCUUUUUUUCUUUUUUCUCUUUGAUUUUUCACAAUGUUUGUUCAAACUCGAAUUCAGAUACCAAUUAAAGGUUCUUCAGCUCAAGAUCAGAGUUCAACAAGUGGCCCAAGACAUCAGGUGCUUUGGGCUUGUUCUUGAUGUUUUUUAGUAUCGCCAUAUUGCUUUUAUCGUCUUGUUCAAACGCCAUUGUGAAUGCACGAUGCAGGUUCAUAUCAGCAAUUUACCUGUUGAGGGAAAAUCAUGCGAGGUCGGUUAAUGAUAAUACAAGUCCGAAGUCUUAACCAAUCGGCCACACUGCCUCCACUGGAUCACACCUUAGAUUAUUUGUUGCACAUUGUGGAAGCACGGACAGCGUAGAUCGUUAAAAGAUUUGUAAUCUCAACCCUAGUAGUGUGAACCGUACCUGUACCCAGGCUUUCCUUUACUAAAGAUCCAAAUCCAAAACGGGGACACAUCAAUUAGCCUUACAUUCUCCACGCUGAAUCAACCGACUUUGCGUUGUUGCGAUGAAACAUUUUACUCUUGGCGUGAAUACUUUGUAGUCAUACUAAUGCCAGUGUUCUUUCUUGUCAGCAGUCUCGUUCACGUUUGUCAGUGCUAACAUGUCUGUUCUUUUUUCCCUCUGUCUGCCUAUUGAUGACUUUGUUCUAGGACUCCUCCAUCUUAAAUCUAGGUGAAGCUGCCCCUGUUGACGGCAAAAAACAAUCUUCGGAGCUCAUGCCUCCCCCUCCAGUCAUGCCUGUCAUAAAGAAAAAGCCUAUAGAGCACGAGUUUGCUGUUCCACUGCCUCUUAAAGAUGUUUUGCCUGCUUCUGCAACCUCUUCGACCCGUAGUAGACCAGCAGGUAAGUCCUGUGCCUUGCCACUAACACUGCAGUUAUACGUGUGUUUUUGACUGAGCAUGAGCUCAAGAUAAGUGCAAGGUCCACAAUAACACCAAAGAGAAUGAGGCUAUUACUCAGUUAUUUUGCGAAAAACACUCGCUCAGCAAAGGCUGUCUUUCUAUGAGGAAAGGAUUACUCCCAAGUCUUACCCUGGGAAUCUAGGAAACCAGAAGGGGAAUCUAAGAAACCAGAAAAGGAAUCUCGCGCUGAAAAGAUAGGGCGAUCUUUCCUCAUAGAGUAUCAAACCGGAGUUUACGGUUAACUCUACUUUUCCAGCUUAAGGAGACAGCCUUACUAUAGAACACAAUCGUCUGCCCUAUUCUCACCACUUCGCAGUUGAGGUUCUGGCUCGUGGUCGUAUUACACACAUGGCCCAAUGGUCAGCAUAUUAGAUUGUGGGUUACCUGUUGUCAAACACAGGACAGUUUCAUAGUUAGCGUUUAUCUCCGCCCAAGGGUACAAGUGAGCCCAGGUAAAUUGUGGGGGCAACCCACCAAGGUAUAGAGGUUAACUUGUUAUGAGCUUCGUGUAGCAUAUGGGGUUGAUUUAUGCCAUACUAAAUAUAGAUGCUACAAUAAUUAGAUAUUUUUGCUGUUUUGCACGGUGUUCAUACGGCACAGUCACCUCCAACCUCUACUUAUUAUUUUAAGACAAAUGACAGUAACAUCAGCACGUUGUGUUGUUUUGAUUUUCAUACUAAUUUGAAUUUUGUUCUUGUUUCAUGUGAAUUGCUGUGGACUCUGUGAUGCCGGUAACCUAACUUCCUCUUUUUACUUUUACUUGAAUUGUUCUGUAUUUGCUUUGUGUUGCGGCCUGUCUUUCCUCCGACCACAGGCAAAAGAGAGGCUCCAUCCUUGCCUUUGCCCCAAGCUGAUGAAAAAAAGUCGAAGACAGAGGAGGACGUGAUUGCCCAGGCUUCAGGAAUAGCUUCGCUUGUAGCUUACGGUGACGAUGACUCUUCAGAUGAAGAAGGAGGAAGUCUUUCCCCAGACGACAACCCAAAUGAUGGCACGCAGAGCAAGGAUGUCAGGAGAAAUCGGCAAGGGACUACCAGGCUGCCAUUUUGGGCCGUCAGAAAGUAGUUUUGUGGUGAAUGUAAGGGGUGGCGAGGGUCGGGUGAGGAAAAGGGGUUGGUUGGGGAAUUGUGUUUUGAAACGCUGUUCCAAAUUGUUUUUUACUUAGGCAACAUUUUUUCGCAAUUUUUGUCGUGAAGGAGCGAAGUCUUAUCAAGACUAUAACUUUGUCUUUCAUCUUUACAACGCUGCCACUGUCGAGGAUUCUUCUCCGGGGAUACUACUAGCAACUCCAAACAGCGUGCGCUCCGAGUGAUUAUGGUGUUUUCGAACUACUUUGUCCUUGUUCCUUGUUCCUUGUUCCUUGUUCCUUGUUUUUAAUUUUUUGGGGGGGGGGGGACAGGGGAAUGGAGUCCAGGCCGGCUUAGGGUAAUUUCCCCCCUGCCCCCUCCCCCCCCCCCCAAAAAAAAAAAUGAAAACAUUUUCAGAAUUUCUAAGUCUUAGAAGAAAAUUGCAGGGGUGUUACCUUACGUAAACAGCUUGAAUGGUAACGGCACACACUUUGGCGUGAAGAACUCGCGCCUUCGGCGUGCACGAAAAUUGCUACUAUUGACUUCGUGUUUGGGAACUCCCGGAAGCUCUCCCUAAUGGGCGAAUACUGGGCGGGGAAGGACGAGAUUUCUAUUUCCUUACACACACACACCCCCCCCUCCCUCCUGUUUGACCGUCGCUCACCUCCUUGGUUCAAAUGUCUUUCUCUCUUCUCCCUAGCUCUCUACUGCCGCAAAAACAAAGAAAAUACUGAGCAACCCCCUUCCCCUUCUCUCUAAAACUUUGAAUGUUUUGUAGGUUAUCAACACAGUUUAGAUUGUAAGAAGAAAACAAACAAACAAAAAAAUUUGGAAUGAAGAAUAAACAAGGGGUCUGAGAAUGGUGAUAAAGCAGAUCAUUUUCCAC
Messenger RNA from Pocillopora meandrina, 15114 nucleotides. The record is from the annotation of a GenBank genome assembly. NCBI's taxonomy places the organism in Eukaryota, Metazoa, Cnidaria, Anthozoa, Scleractinia, Pocilloporidae.